Messenger RNA from Hibiscus syriacus, 638 nucleotides. RefSeq names its product ras-related protein RABC1-like. Lineage: Eukaryota; Viridiplantae; Streptophyta; Magnoliopsida; Malvales; Malvaceae. Bases 5 to 619 code for a protein of 204 amino acids. The record is from RefSeq and is a predicted model, not a curated record. The transcript is spliced from 6 exons. Gene Ontology annotation, molecular function: GTP binding; GTPase activity.
UAAAAUGGAGACGGAGUUCGAUUAUUUGUUCAAAUUGUUGAUGAUAGGAGAUUCAGGUGUUGGAAAGAGUAGUCUUCUUUUAAGUUUUACUGCCGGUACCUUUGAUGAACUCUCUCCCACUAUUGGUGUUGAUUUUAAGGUGAAACAUGUAACUGCUGGAGGUAAGAAGCUAAAGCUUGCAAUUUGGGAUACAGCCGGGCAGGAACGAUUCAGAACGUUGACAAGUUCUUAUUACAGAGGUGCCCAAGGGGUGGUUUUGGUUUACGAUGUAACACGAAGGGAAACAUUUACAAAUCUUAUAGAAGUGUGGACUAAGGAAUUCGAACUCUACACGACAAAUAAAGACUGCAUCAAAAUGCUUGUUGGGAACAAACUUGACAAGGAAAGUCAGAGGGUUGUGACAAAGAAAGAGGGACUGGAGUUUGCAAGAGAAUAUGGCUGCCUUUUCAUUGAAUGCAGUGCUAAAACACACGCUAACGUACAACAGUGCUUUGAUGAGCUUGUUCUAAAGAUUGUUGAUACACCUAGCCUUUUAGCCGAGGGCUCUAAGGGUGUGAAAAAGAACAUGUUAAGCCAGAAGCCGCCGCAACCCGAUGCCGCCGCAAGCGCCUGCUGUUGAUAUUCAUCUUUUGCUUUAU